Molecule: messenger RNA, 510 nt
Organism: Lagopus muta (rock ptarmigan)
Lineage: Eukaryota; Metazoa; Chordata; Aves; Galliformes; Phasianidae
Product: interleukin-17F-like
Exons: 3
Coding region: 1-510 (169 amino acids)
Biological process (GO): inflammatory response
Cellular component (GO): extracellular region
Molecular function (GO): cytokine activity
Source: RefSeq, a predicted model, not a curated record
AUGGCUUUUGCCAGCUAUGCUGCACUGCUCAGGUCUCUGCUUUUGGUGCUGGUUUUAGCACUCGCUGUAAGGAGCUCGCCCCAUGGGAAGGUCGUUCAUCCUCGACCCAGGAAGGUUGGUGGCUCUGAGAGGCUGAGUGAAGACUGCCCGAACCAAAAGGAUCCCAACUUCCCGACGAUGGUGAAAGUUGACAUUCGCAUUGGCAGCUCUGAUCCUGCCUCCAGGAUGGUCCAUGACAUCAGGAACCGGUCUCUCAGUCCUUGGAAUUACAGGCUCGAUGAGGACCCUGACCGCUUCCCCCGGGUGAUAGCUGAUGCUGAGUGCCGCCUCUUGGGCUGCUUGAACUCACUGGGGCAAGAGGACCGCAGCCUCAACUCCAUCCCCAUCACACAGGAGAUCCUCGUCCUCCGGAGGGAGCAGCGGGGCUGCCAGCCCACCUACCGCCUGGAGAAGAAGCUGAUCACCGUGGGCUGCACGUGUGCUGCUCCAGUCAUCCAGCACCAGUCCUAG